Trichomycterus rosablanca is the source of this 801-nucleotide messenger RNA. RefSeq names its product mitochondrial ribosomal protein L54 (gene mrpl54). The transcript is spliced from 3 exons. NCBI's taxonomy places the organism in Eukaryota, Metazoa, Chordata, Actinopteri, Siluriformes, Trichomycteridae. Bases 48 to 458 code for a protein of 136 amino acids. Gene Ontology annotation, cellular component: mitochondrial large ribosomal subunit. Gene Ontology annotation, molecular function: structural constituent of ribosome. The record is from RefSeq and is a predicted model, not a curated record.
UCACGUGACUGUUCUAUUCCAGCAUGGUAGUGUAGAUUUAGAGGAAAAUGUCUCUAUGUAACUGUAUAAAUUCUUUAUCUGUGCUUAAAUUUCGCCUGUUUAAUUCACACAGCAGCGCUUUACUGUUGAACGCCUCCCUGCAGACUCGUGGAUAUGCUAAAAAAGCAGCUGCCAAAGGUAAAGGGAAAGGUGUGGUGAAGGAUGUACUGAACGGUCCUGAAGUGUGUAAAGAUGCAGUCAGACUCACUUCUCAUGCUGUAGGAGUAAACAUCUUCAAACAGGGAGAAGAUCCACCACUCAAACCAAAAGAAGAAUACCCAGCAUGGUUGUUUGAGUUGAACCUCGGCCCUCCGAAGAACCUCCCUGAGAUGGAUCCUGAAAGCCACGAAUACUGUAAACGGUUAAGGAAGGAGCACAUCUGGCGUUUUAAUAAACUGCAUAAGGGCAAGAAGAUUUGAAAAGCAAACUUUUGCAGAACAUCACCAGCGUGGAUUUGGAUUUUGGGAACUGAUAGUUUCAAGAUGACGUGGAGGUGCUGGAGUCCCUGUGUUCAGACCACGACUGACUGACUGGGUUACAGCUGAUGUAUGAAUCACGUGCGCUUGUGACGAGCUCUUCAUGGUGUUUGUACUGCACUGGUUCUGUGGACCUACAUGGAUUAACGGGUUGCCAUGUUACUGAAUAACCAUGAACAUGAUCUGAGUUCAUAGUUCAUAACAUGAUGAUGAGAGUCUUUGAUUAAUUAUGUACUAUUGAAACAUCAAAGUGCUUUUGUAGCUAAAUAAAAAUCCUAAAAGCAUU